Messenger RNA from Tyto alba (common barn owl), 1507 nucleotides. It is a transcript of the gene ACRBP, whose product is annotated as acrosin binding protein. The record is from RefSeq and is a predicted model, not a curated record. Gene Ontology annotation, molecular function: protein binding. Gene Ontology annotation, cellular component: nucleus; acrosomal vesicle. NCBI's taxonomy places the organism in Eukaryota, Metazoa, Chordata, Aves, Strigiformes, Tytonidae. The coding region runs from base 56 to 1507 and encodes 483 amino acids. The transcript has 9 exons.
GUUAGGUAGCAUUAAGUGCAGCCUGCCUUCUCCCGCAGGACUGCUGACCUUGCUGAUGACCUCUGUUGCUCUGCCGGUGCCUCCUGCUCCGGGCAGCCCGCUGUCAGACAGAGAGUAUCAGCUCUUCUUUGCCAGCCUGCGGCCACCCUGGAAGGCAGAUGCGUCCUGCCAGCUGCGCCAGGCACACGGCUGCCUCAGCCCCGCCGUCCUGCAGCUGGACCAGAAGGAGAACCAUGGCCGUGUCCCCAAAGGGCCAGUCUGCUCAGAAUUCCCAGAGGCGCUGUGGUUUCAGACCUUCUGCCAGUUUGCCCAGUACCGCUGCUUCAAACGCCAGUUCUACACCAAGCGAAUCCCAUGUCCGAGUUUGUCUCCUCCGAAAAACCUUCUCCCGACAGAGCAACCCCACACUGUGGGCUCCUGGGCGAGGGGCAAAAGCUUCCCUGCAGAAGAAGCUCCGGGUCAGGCUUCACCCUCACCUGCUGACACCCUGCUGCGCACCAGUGUGGACGCUCUCCUGAAGUACUCCUAUGCACUGUCAAAUCAGAAACCGCUGCCGAGGAAGUUCCCCCUGGCCGUGCCAGGGUUGCCGACACCCCCACAGGACAGGGUGCUGCCUGGGCUCCCACCCAUCCUGCCAGUCCCAGCUACUGCCCCUGCCUUCUUGCCCCCAAGGCUGAGAUCCCCUGCCCAGACAGAGGAACCCUGGAAGCAGCGCCUGCAGAACAGCGUCUGGCAGCUGAUCCACUUAGCCCUCUCUUUGGAGACGUCCCUGGACACGGAGGGCUCUUCUCUGGACUCCAGCAUCAAGUCAGAGCCAGGGAGCACAUCGGGCAGCACGGAGGAGGGGGUGCAGAAAACAGCCCACCGUGGCAGCCUUUUAGCCCUGAAGAAUGAUGAGGCAGUGAUGAUCCUGUGCUAUGCGAUGCUGGAGGGAAACUGUCUCUCAUCAGUGGUCACUGAGGCCUGGAAGGAGAUGGAAGAAAGAGUCCUUGGGUUCGGAGAUUUGGUGUGUGACAGCCUCGGGCGACGUCACCUGGACCUGUGCCCUGUCUGCGCUUUCUGCUCGCUGAAGAGGGAGCAGUGUCAGAACAUCAAAAACCUGAACCGCGUUCACUGCGAGUCGGGCAGUUUCACCACCUACAUCAACCCCCAGAUCUCAGCCCAGCACCAGGCUGCAGGCAACAAGACCACCCCCCUUGAGACCUCGGAGUACCACGGCGUGGAGGUUUUCAGAGGGCUGAGGAUGGAGUACUGGUGCAGCCAGAUGGCCAUCCGUGGCUGCCGUGACCCUCGUGUGGCCCUCUGGCUGAAGGCAGAAUACACUGCCUUCCAAGACAGAGAUGCCCCAAGCCAGAUCUGUGACUCGGGAGGAGUUCAGCACCCCAGCUACUGCGCGUUCAAGAGCCACCAGUGUCUCCAGCAGAGCCUCUACAACCAGAGGCACUUCACUGUGGCACCUGCUGGAACUCCUCCUGGAAACAUUUUCUCCAGCCAAAGUUUCGGCUGA